Messenger RNA from Phlebotomus papatasi, 2808 nucleotides. RefSeq names its product mucin-2-like. The coding region runs from base 1 to 2808 and encodes 935 amino acids. The record is from RefSeq and is a predicted model, not a curated record. NCBI's taxonomy places the organism in Eukaryota, Metazoa, Arthropoda, Insecta, Diptera, Psychodidae. The transcript is spliced from 7 exons.
AUGUCAUCAACUGAAGUUAAAUUUGUACCAAUAACAAUAACAAAGGUGGCUGAGCAUCCAUUCUCAUCCACAGUUCCAGCCAUUCCAUGGGAAGAUCCUAACCACAAAAUUUCCCCUUCAGAACCUUCUGUUGGGGACAACUUGACAGCUGAUGAGGCAAGAUUUCUCCUAACAACGAGGAUAAUGUCAAAUGGUGUUGGGGUUAUUGUUGCCGGCGAACAAGGACCUAAGACACUCAAUCCAACAACCGUUGAAGGUGGAAUGCAAUUAACACUGCCACUAGAGGGUACCUUUGAGAUUAGCCCCAGUAAAACUUGCUCCAGUAGCACCUUUAGCCAGACACCUAACCUCAAUCAACCUGAUCCAAGACAGACUGUCGACAGCAGCGCCAUUACACCAUCAACAGUACGACAGCAAAUUAACAGUACAAAUCCAUUUGCUGCUCUUGUACCGGUUAUCAGUGCCGUUGCUGGUCUUCUGGCCACAAUACGACGUUCAGAUAUUACUCCUCCAGUUAGUACUUCAGUAGCAGAACAUCCAACCGUCCAACCAAUCUACACGGAACGGAAGAUGUACAUUCCUCUGAAGGCGCAACAGCAACAGGGAAAUCUACCGAAUCACCUAACACCACCACUUGCACCACCAGCCGCUAGAUGGCUGUCUGAGGAGGCCCAUAGGCAAUUGCUAGGAAUACCAAUAUCACCAGGUGAUGUGAUAACGGCCAAUUCGGAUGUUGUUGUAGGACGACCAGCUGGAUUGGGUCCAAGGGCACCACCUAGACGUCCUCCAUCUGCCGUUGGUGGUCCACAUAUUCUCGAAAUACGCAAAAUACCCCAGGUCUACCACACUGAUCUACCCCCAACGCCCCUCUUGGUUAAUCUCCAACCAUCCCAAGUGGCCAAUGUCCUAAUUCCACAUGGUAGUAGUGCAGCUGUUGUUGUUGCAGCUGCCCUCGAACCACUCAGUGUUGCUGCAACACCAUCCGUUCGGCGUGAAGCUACAGCUGCUGUUGGUAGGGCUUCGGAACGCCAUGAAGUUCAUCGACCACCGGAACAUCUGAUACCACCACGUCCACCAAAACGUCAACGUCGUCCACCACCGCCACCGCCUCCACUGCCACUGGACAUUAUGGCACCGCCAACACCACAAAUUGACACACAAACUGAACACAAUACCCUCUUUGCCAUUCGACAUCGUCCUGUCAAUGUGGCAUCGCAGCAAUCUGUUAUGUCACCACCAUUGCCGCCCAUUCGAAUGCCACCUAAACGCUUUGCAGCAGCCAUUUUGUCGGCUUCAGCAACAUCAACGCCUAAAAUAGUUUUUACUGCCCCUACAAUUCCUACAAUGAUCAACACAGUAUCACCAUCGCCACAAACAACAACAACAACAUCAAGAACUACAACACCUUCAACACCUUCAAGUACACCUGGGACAACUCCAGCUCGACGAACCACCAUUAAGACAAUCUUCUUUGGGGCUAGAUCAACAGAAAGAUCAGCAACAACCAAAAUGGCCACCACAAAAGGCAGAUGGAAGACUAGUAAGAUACCAAGUAGAGUGACAGAAAAGAUGACAACGACAUCAGCAGCAGCGCCACUGACAACAGCGUCAUCGACAACAAUGUCACCGGCAACAUGGCCACCAACAACAACGCCAUCUACAGCAAUUGUAUCGAAGGUAAAAGAAAUGGCAAUUGCCAACUACAUCGAUGACAAUGAUGACUACAAUUUAUACGAAAUUUACACGCUACAACCUGAGAUGACAAUGGUGAAGAGUACAACAGUUGCACCAGAAAGGUCAUCAACAGUAUCAUCAACAAGACCAACAAAAUUAUCACCAAAAACACCAUCCUAUUCCAUUUUAAUCCGAAAUAUCGGGCAGAAUGCAACAAUUAGGACUAAAUCAACAAAACCAACAACAACAACAACAACAACACCACUUGAGUCUCUCUAUCGUAGCACAGAAUCAACAAUAUUGGCUAUGUCAUCGUCAUCGACAGCAAAAUGGCAAGAUAGGACAACAACAGCAUCUAGAUCAACAUCAACGAGAUUGACAACAACACCUCAACGAAAAUUCAUGACACUUUUGUUGACAAAAGGACCAAAAGACCGAACAACAACACAUCCAAUGCUACUGGCAACGCCACCGACAAUACAACGGACAUCAACUCAACGGACAACAACAUCAACAACAGCAAAAUCCAGUGAACCAAUGUCAAUUGAAUUGGUCGUGGGUACUGCAGGACAUGCAAGGCCAUCAGUUCAUGUGGUACCAGCUGUUCCAGUUGAUGUACCACCAAUUCGGGAUGAACAGGAACCACCUGAAGUUAGUCGUGUACUACUUGGUGGUGUUCUCAUAGCAUCACCACCACAACCAACAACCAGAGCACCAGUUGAUGGUGGAAAUAGUGGUCAGAUUGUGGGCAGUUGUUGGCCACCGUGUAGGGCUCAUAGGAAUGAGGACCAAGUCCUCGACACCGUGCAACUCAUGUGUAAGAAGUUCGAGAUCACCAAUGAGUUUGUAGAUGGAAGGCCAGGAUAUGCUUGGUUCAGGAAGUUUUUGAAGAGACAUCCAGAAUUAAGCCGUCGUAAACCAGAAUCAUAUACCACCCAAAGAGCCUGUGUUACCACUGCGGACAUCACUGAGUGGUUUGAGAAAACCCGUGAAUACUUAGAAUCGAAAGAUCUUCUGGAAUUCCCUCCUGAUCGAAUCUUUAAUCUAGACGAAACUGGUGUUAUGCUUUCUCCCAAAGGCGAAAAGGUGGUCCAUUCUCCACUGAGCUUUAGCUCAGUGGAGAAUGGAAAAUGA